Molecule: messenger RNA, 1038 nt
Organism: Beauveria bassiana ARSEF 2860
Lineage: Eukaryota; Fungi; Ascomycota; Sordariomycetes; Hypocreales; Cordycipitaceae
Product: mRNA decapping hydrolase, putative
Exons: 2
Coding region: 1-1038 (345 amino acids)
Biological process (GO): deadenylation-dependent decapping of nuclear-transcribed mRNA
Cellular component (GO): P-body; nucleus
Molecular function (GO): hydrolase activity; RNA 7-methylguanosine cap binding
Source: RefSeq, a predicted model, not a curated record
AUGGCAGACGACGGCGUCGACCUCAAAGCCGCCUCGGAGGCGGCUGUGGCCAAGUUUCAGCUUGAGCGAGUUCUCAAUCAAGACCAAGCUGGUCGCCGCACGUCCAUGGUCGGCACAGUUGACGGCCAACGCGCGCUGCUCGUCGUCGAGCGCGCUCCUUUUCCGACGUCAGAGGCCCAUCUCGGGCGGCUGCCGGGUUCGCUCGCGCGGCUGCAGAACCUGGGCGCCAACGACGUCUACAGCUGGCACAUGGCGCGGACGGGCGCGGACGAGACGGGAGGAAAGGGCGAAUUCUACCCGGACCUCAAGAUUAACCUCAUCUACCCGUGCACGGAGGCGCACGUCAAGAAAUACAGCAAGCAGGGGGUGCGGUUCGUGACGGAGACGCCGGCGCUGUACCGGGACAAGAUCCGGCCGUACAUGCAGAGCAAGCGGGAGCAGGGGCGGCUGAACUGGGUCUUCAACAUCAUUGAGGGGACCAAGGAGGCCGAGGACGUCAUCUACAGGACGCCGCUGGGGGCGGCGGGCGACGAGGGGUUCCUGCUGCUGCCGGACCUCAACUGGGACCGGACGACGCUGGACGCGCUGCACCUGCUGGCGCUGGUCGAGCGGCGGGACCUGUGGUCGCUGCGGGACCUCAAGAAGAAGCACGUGGGUUGGCUGCGGCACAUGAGGGCAAAGGUGACAGACGCGACGGUGGCGGCAUAUCCUAGCAUUGAGAGGGACCAGCUAAAACUCUAUGUACACUAUCAGCCUACGUACUACCACCUGCACAUCCACAUUGUGCACGCGGCGCUCGAGGCGGGCGCGACGCAGGCGACAGGCAAGGCGGUAGGCCUGGACAGCAUCAUCGAGACGCUCGAGGUCAUGGCGGGGGGCGACGAGGCGGGCAUGGAUGCGGUGAGCCUGACGUACACGCUGGGGGAGGCAAGCGAGCUGUGGACGCAGGUGUACGAGCCGCUCAAGACUGCGGCUGCGGCUGCGGAUGCUACUACUGCUGCCGGGACAGCUUCUCCACGCUCAAAACAAGAUCGUUGA